Molecule: messenger RNA, 7065 nt
Organism: Coregonus clupeaformis (lake whitefish)
Lineage: Eukaryota; Metazoa; Chordata; Actinopteri; Salmoniformes; Salmonidae
Product: inter-alpha-trypsin inhibitor heavy chain H6-like
Exons: 18
Coding region: 302-4069 (1255 amino acids)
Biological process (GO): hyaluronan metabolic process
Molecular function (GO): serine-type endopeptidase inhibitor activity
Source: RefSeq, a predicted model, not a curated record
GGGUACCCUAUUGAACUCACAGGUACUCCUGCAACUUUUGCGCGCACUGAUAUUCUUUUACAUUUUCAUCUCUCUGUCAGAUAUAAAUUAUACUUCUACGUUAUAUUUUCUGUUAUUAUAUACAAGGUUUCAAAACUAUUAAAAUAAAGUGGAGGGAGAUGAACGAGUCGACUGCUCCAUGCAAAAAUAACUUGUAAAAUGUGAGGUUUGUCCUACCUCGUCUUUCGUACAUGCACUGGAUCUCUCACUGACUGGCAAAGUGAGACCGCUGGCAACAGAACAUUUUUCAUCUCGGGAGACCAUGGGGAAAGUGGAUUUAAAAAUCCAUUGUAUUUUAUUUUUCUUCGUCAUCUCAGUGCAGGGUGGAUUUUCAGAGGAAUAUGGAGCACACCUGGGAGAAAAAUACAUACUUUUACAGAGAGUGAGACGCCAGAGCAAACCAGCAAAAUCUUUGCUGAAGGUGACAGACUACCAUGUGAGGUGUUCUGUCAUGUCUCGCUACGCCCACACCACCGUCCAGAGCUCUGUGUGGAACCAGCUAGCUGUCACCAAGGAGGCAGCCUUCGAGGUAGACCUGCCCUCAGCUGCAUUCAUCUCCAACUUCACUAUCACCUCCAAUGGCAAAGUGCACAUCGCCCAGGUGAAGGAGAGGAGUGCCGCCAGGAAGAUCUAUGACGCAGCCAAGAAGCAAGGAAAAACAGCUGGACUUGUUGCCACCAAGGAGAGGGAGAUCGAGAAGUUCCGCAUGGCGGUGAGUGUUCCCUCUGGGACCCGGAUGUCCUUCUCGUUGUCCUACGAGGAGCUGCUGCCCCGCAGGUUGGGUCGCUAUGAACUGACCCUGGGCCUGAGGCCUGGAGGACUGGUCACUAACCUCACCCUGGAUGUCAGCAUAGCAGAGAGGACAGGAUUCAGCUUCGUCAAGGUCCUCCCGCUGAAGUCCAGCCGACUGCUCUCCAACACUGUCACAGGUGAGACAGAAGCCCCAGCCUCCACUCAGAUCCAGCAGAACCCUUGUUGUGCCCAUGUUCAUUACCACCCCAGCCUGCAGCAGCAGAGCAGUGUCUCCUCUAAGGGACUCAACGCUGACUACAUCAUCCAGUACGAUGUAGAGCUGAGCGACCUCAUGGGAGACAUCCAGGUGUUUGAUGGAUACUUUGCCCACUACUUUGCACCUCGGGGGCUUCCUGUGGUCCCCAAGGAUAUCAUCUUUGUCAUUGAUGUCAGUGGCUCAAUGAUUGGCACCAAGAUCAAACAGACAAAGCAGGCAAUGUCCACUAUCCUGGAAGACCUUCGUGAAGGGGACCACUUCAACAUCAUCACCUUCUCAGACAAGGUCCUCACCUGGAAGAAGGGUCGCACAGUGAGGGCCACGCGGAAUAACGUACGAGACGCUAAGGAAUUCGUCAAGAGGAUCAUCGCUGAGGGAUGGACCAACAUCAACGCGGCCCUCCUCUCAGCCGCCCAGCUAGUCAACCCUUCCGUCUCUUCCCCCUCCUCGUCCUCCUCCGGUGGUGCCCGCCGGGUCCCUCUGGUCAUCUUCUUGACGGACGGUGAGGCAACCAUCGGUGUGACGUCCGGUGACGCCAUCCUUAGCAACGCUAAGAGCGCCCUGGGCUCCGCCUCUCUGUUCGGCCUGGCCUUCGGUGACGACGCCGACAUCACACUGCUGCGGCGCCUGGCACUGGACAACCGUGGCAUGGCGAGGAUGGUGUACGAGGACGCAGACGCCGCACUCCAGCUGAAGGGAUUCUACGAUGAGGUAGCCAGCCCGCUACUGUCAGACAUCCAGCUGACCUACCUGGAUGACCAGGCCUUCGACGUCACACGCUCCCUCUUCCCUAACUACUUCCAGGGCUCUGAGCUGGUGGUCACUGGGAAGGUCAAGCCCGGGGUCAGGAAUCUGAAGGUGUCUCUGACAGCCAGUGACUCCAAGCAGAAGGUGAAGGUUGAGAAUGACGUGUUGGUGUCUAAAGGAGAGGAGAAUGGGACAGCGUCCUGCAUGGGCUGCCCUGGGGGCAUGGAUAGGAUCUCCAGCUUCGUACAUCGUCUCUGGGCUUACUUCACUAUCAAAGAGCUGCUGCUGGCCAAACUGAACAGCACCGACCCGGCCAUGCAGAAACUGCUGGGCGAGAAGGCCACCAACCUCUCCCUCAAGUAUAACUUUGUCACGCCUGUUACUUCCCUCGUUGUAGUCAAGCCUGAUGCGGAUGAAAUUCCUACCAAAGCGUCAACUACGACAGCUCAACCCACCACCACCACCACCAAGCCCACCACCACAACUAAUACAGCUACUACAACAACCACAGUUGCCCACACUACUGCCACCAAAAUAGCCUCCCCCAUCCCUGUGAAAAAACCCAGGACUAACGAAGCUAGACCGGACGCUCUUGUCACCAAGCCUCCACCUCCCCAACCUCCACCUCAACCCAGAAAGGCCUCCCCCCCUUUCAGCCCAGCGAAAACAGUGGCUCCAACAACCCCCAAGAAAACCACUACGACUAGCACCCCCAGCCCCAGUGCAGUCAAAACCAUCCCUGCCCCUCUCUCAGCAAAAACCCCCACUCCUCCUCCCAGCUCUCCUAAAACUGCCCCUGCCCCUCCCACCAGGAUAGUCUCUACACCCCUGGCCAACUCGCUCAAAACAGCUGCUGCUCCUACACCUGGGAAAACCACCACCAGCCCUCCAUCCAACAUAGUAAAGACAGUCCCUACCACACCACCCACCACAGUUAAUCCUACAGUCCCUACAACUGUGAAAACCACCACCUCCACUACCACCACCUCAGUCAGAACCGAUCCAACCCCUGCUCUACAGCCUGGGAAACCCGCUACGCCCCUGCCCAUCUCUGUUAGAACAGUCCUCCCUCCAGUUAGAAUAUCUCUCUCCUCCUCCUCUUCAGAGAACGCCACCAUGUCUGCCACUGCUGCCCACCAACCUCAGGUCACCACACUCCUGUACAGUGUUCUGUCUGUCUCCCCUACUCCAGCUCCACAGGGCAGUAACACAGACCUAGACUCAGACGUAGACCAGAUUGCCACCUUUGUCUCUGCAACAUUUGCCCCCAUGCCAGGCGUCACAGACAGGCCUAAACUGUUGGAGGCUGCAGGACUAUUGGAUGUCUCCACUUCCAUCCAGAUCCAUAGAAAAGAUAUGGACCUGGUUAAAGAUUAUGAUGCAACCUACGAAUACGACUACGACCUCAACUAUGAUUCCUGGGAUGAAUCAGCAUCAGAUCUUCGGCCGGGCCCCCCCUCCAUACAGAGUUCUGUCAGAGUCUUCUCCUCGUCUGUUGAUGGAGACCCUCAUUUUAUGGUCCAGCUCCCCAAACUGAAACAGAAUCUGUGUUUCACGGUGGAUGGCAGGGCCAACGACGUACUGAGACUGCUGGAAGACCCAGAGACAGGUAUCACGGUGGACGGUCAUCUAAUAUGGGCUCCGUCCAAGCAAGACAAAGAGGACCGCUCCCGCACUUACUUUGACCAGAUAACCAUCUCUGCUGCCAUGGGCGGGCACGGUGGGCUGGGUGGCAUAGUGAUCACACUCUCAUUGGACGCUGUGGUGGUGGAAGGGGAGGGACGGGACACCCUACCCACUAAUCAGCAGGGAUCUGUGACAAGGCAGGGUGUGGCGGUUUCCAUGGACACCAGAGAUGACAUCCAUCAGAGCUGUUGGAUCGAGCUGGCGAAGGAUAUUCGUUUCCUGGUUCUGUUCCACCACUACAAACACCCCAGCUACCUGCAGAUGGCACACCUCGGAUUCUACAUCACUGAUGGACAAGGGCUCUCUACUUCAACCCAAGGCCUACUGGGCCAGUUCCAGCAUGCUGACAUGAGUGUGAUGCCGGUGAAGGACCCUAGUGACACACUGCCCCAGCCUAGUAAAGAGGGGGUCCUGUCCAGGGGGGUGCUGAGGUGGGGGGCGAUACACGUACCCAUCACCCUACAGGACAAGACCCUGAAGGACACAGUGAGGAAACGUCACCUGGGCAGGUGUUGGGUAGUGCCCAAGGCACAGGUGGAGAAACUGUUGGGUCAUCCAUACCAGAGCUACGUGGUGGAUAACAUGUAAAUACUCAGUUGCGCUUUUCAAAUGUCCAUCCAGUAUUAGCACACUACUUAGAAUAUACAUGCCUAAUACAUUGCUUCAUACUAAGUGUUAUGCUAGUAUGGAGAUUGGAACCAAGCCACUCAUCUAGCUACCAUCUCCACUUCAAAGCUGGGCAGCUCAGGCCAUGGGAAACUACAGUGUUUCUGCAAGGACAAACAGCACUGGGACUAGGGUGCUGCUGGCUAGCCUUCAAUACCAACAUCACAUAGUGGGUUAUUACUCUCUCCUCUGAAAGCGUCGAUUGCAGUGUGCAUGAAUGCAUAUUCAUGAUAAUGAAAAUGAGAGACAGAGAGACAGAGAGCGGGACACAAAGAGAGAACAAGAGACAGAUAGAAUGAUAAACAAAGACAAAAGAGCGAGAGAAAUAGAGAGAGAGAUAGAGUCCAGUAACUAAGCUAAAGAAUGAUGAGGUAAUUCACAGAGGUGUCAGACAUGAUAAGAUAAUGUAGGAGAUGGGAUGAUGUCAUUGCACCAGUGUCUUUCUGAAACAGGGACAGACUUCGACUUCUGCUGUUAACAUGGCAAAAGUAAGAUUGUUAAUUGUCUCUAUACUUCUGUCGACAAAUGCUGCUUGAUCUUGACAUACAGCUAAUUCCAAACACUUGUUCGCAAAAAUCAUAUGCUUCAUUAGGACUUAUAUCAUUCCAAUGUCAUAACAAAUAUAUGAAUAGAUCAUUUGAUUUGAGCAAUUUUGUAUACAGUGUCAGAGUUGUAUUUUAAUUGUUUAAGUUUUAUUGUGAAGUAUAAGUUAUAAAAUGACUACAUCUUAUAAAAAUUGGCUAUGGAACUCGUUGUGGUCUUAUUGGAAUAGUUUUACACAUACAAUAAUUUACUUUACAUUGUAGUCAUUUAGCAUAUUUUCAUACUGGCCCCCCAUGGGAAACGAACCCACAACUCUGGCGUUGCAAGCGCCAUGCUCUACCAACUGAGCUACACGGGGCCACUUCAGUUGAAAAACAUUGGAUUUGACUUUUUAGGUUUGCCAUGUGCUUUUUAUUUUUUCUGUCAUUUCGUUCAUAGUUUCAUUCAUUUUAUUUGUUUGUUACACAAGACAUUAUUAGGCAUUGUUCACAUACUAGUGAUCAAACAAAGGACUGUAAGUUGUCUACUACUCAGACUGACCUAUGUUUUCCUCAAUUUCAAGGGAUAUCAUCAAUAUAAUAUUUGUCAAAGGCAAAAACUCUUAAAUUAAUACAGUACAACCACAUUUUAGGCUUUUGUUUAAAUAAAUAAAAAAGAGAUAACAGCGUCUAGUGGUGAGGAAGGGAAAAAUGUCAAAAUAUAACUAGAUAAGCUUGCAGAGUAAACUCAACACUAUUCCAGUAUUACCAAGCUAACAUGAUUCCAGAAUGAAAUUCACACAAAGUGUAAAAAUGUGCAGUCUGUAGAAAUUAGUCUAAAGGGUUAAAAGCUUGAAAUGAACCCCAACCUGUUAAUAAUGUUUAACCCAUGUAACACUAAUAAUAACCACUAAAUCAGGUGAAACAUGACACAUGACACAGCAAAUAACAACAAAGCAAAAUCAAUGACAUCUGAAUAUAUGCAUCACUUUGAGAUCAGUUACGUUAUGAUAAUAUAACAAACUAAUAGCAGAGAAGCAUAGUCAGCAUUUCACGUAAACCUUCCAUCACAAUAACAAGUGAAAUUAAAAUUUAAAAAAUACCAUUAUAAUAAUAAGACACAUAAAGCCACCCCAAACAUGUGAUAACUGUGUAGUUUAGAGAUAUAGUUAUGGAGGGACUACAGGAAGGAAUAGGUAAUAAUUCACACUAGCUUCCACCAUGUUACGGUAAUAAUGUUUGAAGGGAUAGGUUGUGGCAUCUAUCUCACCAUGGCUGCCCACCAUUGAUAUGUAAUGUACUGUAAAUAAGUAACCACACUGCAGAUCCAAACCUCAAAACAAUGUCAUGCAUGGAAACAUAUAGAUGAAGAGAACACAGCUAACUCCAAAGGGUCAGACAGAAUGGAGGUUAAGGGUAGCUACAAUGGGGGAGACUGACGUAGGGCCCAGCCAAGUCCACAGAACCACUGGCGUUACUAGACCAUAGAAAUAGAUUGACUAGAAUUCUAAGAUUUUAUCUCUAUGUAAUAAUAUACUAUGUGGGUAGUAGUUAGUGGAAAUACAAUGAUCACAGUUAGCAGUCAUGAAAUACACAGGACAUUUGGUGCAUCAAGUCAAUCAACUGACAUCAAUAUCCCUCGAAGGACAGGAAUAAUCUGCAGAUUACAUUGUUUUUAAAUAUAAUGAAAUGAUCACAUUUUUAGAGAACCCGAACAUAUUGAAUAAGACCCCAAAUUAAGGCUAAAACCAAGUAAAAGCAUAUUGGUUCAUACUCUGGGGAGGCACUUUAUACCGUGGCCUCAGGACUUUUUGUAAUACUGCAUUCUGUUAAGUGUUUUACAUUUUGGGAGUGUCAGUUUUUCCCUCCACUAGCUACUGUAAGGUUGCCUAGCAGGAGUUCAAAGGGAAUGAGUCUCUCUGUGUGACAUACACAACAAGGGUUAGUUAAACCAUAACAUGAUCUGGUGCUUCCUUUCACUACAAGCCGAGAGUUCAGUCUGCCUUCUUUAAAACAAAAGUGACACUUUCCUCAUCUCAAGUCUGCGACAUACCUACAUUGGUUCUUAUCACCUUGGCGCCUUCAUCGCAGCUCAACAUGUAGUGAUCUGAUCUGACCUCCCUUUUGAUUAAAACUCUCUGAUUCCAUGACAAACUCUUCCAUACUUAUUCAUGUAACCUCACCAACAUGCCUAACCUCCAGACAGACCCUCACAGUUAUAUCUCUCUCGCUUUUCUAUAAAACAAAUGACCUUUUCAGUGUUUGACCUCAUAAAGUCCACUUCAGAGUAUCAGUCCAUGUUUCCAUUUCAAAUUCAGUAAACUUUAUAACUUCAGCAAGUGAAAAUGUGCACUAAAUCUUUUUUUUUUUUACAACUCAGAAUGGUGUAAAUAUAAA